Monodelphis domestica (gray short-tailed opossum) is the source of this 1272-nucleotide messenger RNA. NCBI's taxonomy places the organism in Eukaryota, Metazoa, Chordata, Mammalia, Didelphimorphia, Didelphidae. The record is from RefSeq and is a predicted model, not a curated record.
AUGAAUGGGGAGGGGUUGAAGAAGAUGGCGGUUAACGUGUAUUCAACUUCAGUAACUAGCGAUAAUUUGAGUCGACAUGAUAUGCUGGCCUGGAUCAAUGAAUCUCUGCAGUUGACUUUGACAAAGAUUGAACACUUAUGUUCAGGUGCUGCUUAUUGUCAGUUUAUGGAUAUGCUUUUCCCUGGUUCCAUUGCUCUGAAGAAAGUGAAGUUUCAAGCAAAACUGGAACAUGAAUAUAUUCAGAACUUCAAGAUUCUCCAAGCAGGUUUUAAGAGGAUGGGUGUGGACAAAAUAAUUCCUGUGGACAAAUUAGUGAAAGGAAAAUUUCAAGACAAUUUUGAAUUUGUUCAAUGGUUCAAGAAAUUUUUUGAUGCAAACUAUGAUGGGAAAGACUAUGAUCCUGUAGCAGCUCGUCAAGGCCAAGAAACGGCAGUAGCCCCCUCCCUCAUGACUCCAGUUUUGAAUAAGCCAAAAAAACCUCUUGGUUCCAGUGGUGCAGCUCCACAGAGGCCCAUUUCUACACAGAGAUCUACAGCACCUUCCAAGACAGGCCCUGGUAUGGUCAGAAAGAAUCCAGGGAUGGGAAAUGGAGAUGAUGAGUCAGCAGAAUUGAUCCAGCAGAUCAAUGUAUUGAAACUCACUGUUGAAGACUUGGAGAAAGAGAGAGACUUCUACUUUGGAAAGCUAAGGAAUAUUGAAUUGAUUUGUCAGGAAAACGAAGGGGAAAGUGAUCCAGUGUUGCAGAGGAUUGUGGAGAUUCUCUAUGCCACAGAUGAAGGCUUUGUGAUACCUGAUGAAGGGGGUCCGCAAGAGGAGCAAGAAGAGUAUUAAUAACCCAUGUACUGUACAAGUAGAGAAGCAACAUCUGAAUUCUUCACCCCAAAUCAUGUGCUUAACUGUAAAAUACUCCCUUUUAUUAUUUUUAGAGGACUCACUCACUGGUUUCUUUUCGUAAGCAAAAAGUACCUCUUCUUAAAGUGCACUUUGCAGAAGUUUCACUCCUUUUACAAUGGGUAUUGAGUUAGGAACUUUUAUCUUGUGGUAAAGCAGUAUUAACAUCUAGCUGGUUCACUUAGGGAACAAAGAGGCAGAUCUUGAGAGCUCACUUUUUGGUUGCUGGUAAACAUACUGAUUCCUGAAAAAUUGUUUUUAUAUAACAUACUAAAUGGAGGCUCAGAAUAGAGAAAUGUGAAGACGACUCACAAAAUGAAUUAGCUAAUGUGAAAUCUCAACAGAGAACUAAAUAAAUAAUGCCUUAAGAGUAAAAAAAAA